GCGUUGAAAUCCAACCUAACAUGCCUUUGCUUUCUUUCAAUCUUCUGUUUUCAGUUUUAUAUAAAAGUAUAUAUUCCUCCUUAUGAGCUUAAAUUAGUUGUAUAUUACUUACCAAAUGACUAUUAAUCUAAAUCAAACAUUGUGUCUCCAAUGUGCCAGCCAAAAUAGUCCAAAUUUAAUGGUUGGCACUAAGAUAGAUUUGCAAAAUUAACAACAAAACCAUUGGCCAAAAGAAAUAAUUUUGGUUUGUUUUGUAGUGAGUGAGAACCCAAUUAGCAUGACUAAUGUAAAACCAAGCAUUUAUACAUAGAUACACAUGUCUAUAUAUAUACAUCGUAAUUUAAUUUAUUCUAUAUAAACACCCAAACCGACAGGCAAAAGAGGAUACCCAACAAAAAAAAACAAUCCAUAUAAAUAAAUAAAAGUAUACACGUCUCUCCCCAAUGGAUGAUCACAUUGAGAAGAUGAUUCAAGAACAAGAACCAAUGGCUGAGACCAUGCCAAAUGUUAUAACGGCGAUGUCAUCUCUCCUACAAAGGGUUUCAGAGAUGAACGAUGAUCUGAGCCGUCCGUUAUGGGAGCACCAGAGGAUCUCAGCUUUCAGUGCAUUGACCAAACCUUCUAUAUCGGUCAGAAGCUAUAUGGAGAGGAUCUUCAAGUACGCAAACUGUAGCGACUCGUGUUACAUAGUCGCGUAUAUAUAUUUGGACCGGUUCAUACAAAAGCAGCCUUUUGUGCCUAUUGACUCCUUUAAUGUCCAUAGGCUCAUCAUUACGAGCGUCUUGGUCUCUGCCAAAUUCAUGGAUGACUUGUGCUACAAUAACGCAUAUUAUGCAAAAAUUGGAGGAAUAACCACAGAGGAGAUGAACUUGUUAGAGCUGGAUUUCUUAUUUGGAAUUGGAUUCCAGUUAAAUGUGACGUUGUCUACUUACAACAACUAUUGUUCUUCACUACAGAGAGAGAUGGAUAUGAGGAACAUGUACUCUCCGCUUUUAGAGCCUUCUUUCUUGACUCUCAAGAGUCUUCAGAUCAGUUUGUAUGACGAAGAUUCACUAUCUAUUCAUCAGAAUAACCAACUCACAACAGCUGUUUGAUACAUUAGAUCAUUUUGUGAUAUUAUGUAACCUUGUGUUGAAGGAUAUUUUACAACAUUUUUGACAA
This is a messenger RNA of Brassica napus (rape), 1161 nucleotides long. RefSeq names its product cyclin-U4-2-like. The record is from RefSeq and is a predicted model, not a curated record. The coding region runs from base 444 to 1094 and encodes 216 amino acids. Gene Ontology annotation, molecular function: protein kinase binding. NCBI's taxonomy places the organism in Eukaryota, Viridiplantae, Streptophyta, Magnoliopsida, Brassicales, Brassicaceae. The transcript is spliced from 2 exons. Gene Ontology annotation, biological process: regulation of cyclin-dependent protein serine/threonine kinase activity.